AUGGCUUUUACCCAGCUGCCAGCGAUGCACUGCUGGUUGGGCGCCAUCGAUAUGAGGGCCAAUGCAGAUGCCAUCAGCAGCGCAGCAGAGAUACAUGGCUUGACCGCCGUAGCGAAAUAUUGUGGCCCCGGCGGCGCUAGCCUCAAGCGAUCCAUCAUCGAAUCCGCUCCCCUGCCUCAUUCGUCGACCCCGGACUAG
This is a messenger RNA of Parastagonospora nodorum SN15, 198 nucleotides long. RefSeq lists its product as hypothetical. The transcript has 3 exons. Bases 1 to 198 code for a protein of 65 amino acids. NCBI's taxonomy places the organism in Eukaryota, Fungi, Ascomycota, Dothideomycetes, Pleosporales, Phaeosphaeriaceae. The record is from RefSeq and is a predicted model, not a curated record.